UCACUGCGCAUGCGUCAAUCACCAAACGGACCUCUGUUUUGUUUUGAGCUUCGCGUUUGCCGUGAUUUCUUUCAAAAUUUGGACACAAUAUCGUCCAAAUACCUUCUCCUGUAGGCCAUCUGUGCCCUUUACUAACAUAUGAUUGCAGUGGGUACAAAACUGAAGCCAAUCUGUCCAGUAUAGCGUUUCUCUUUCGCCCAUUCUGUAAGCUUUUCGAAGCAAUGGCUUCGAACUCGCCAGGCACUAGAAUUUCCCGAGAAAGACUCAAGUUGGAUUUCCGAGGAGGAGGGAUAGAGAAGAAAAAAGUCACCUUAGCCGUAAGACAACAGGAGCCACAGAAGAUAAACCACUUACCUUCAGUUCACAUGGAAAGACUCAAAGCACACAAAGCAGUUGGCAAACUCUCUUUUGGGCCAGACGAGAUGUACGAGUACUCUUCUAGUGACCUAGUUGACUGUGGUGAGAUUGGGCGUGGUGCUUACGGCACAGUUAACAAGAUGCUACACCCCAACAGCAAUACGUAUAUGGCAGUCAAGAGAAUUCGCUCAACAGUUGACCAGAAAGAUCAGAAGCAAUUAUUAAUGGACCUGGAUGUUGUUAUGAGAAGUAGUAACUGCCCAUUUAUUGUCAGAUUUUAUGGUGCACUUUUUACUGAGGGUGAUGCAUGGAUCUGCAUGGAACUGAUGGAAAUUUCAUUUGACAAAUGCUACAAGUUGGUGUAUGGUUCUAUAGAACAGAUUAUUCCAGAAGAAAUUCUUAGCAAAGUGGCUUAUGCGGUUGUCAAAGCCCUGGAUUACUUAAAAAGAGAGCUUAACAUUAUUCAUAGAGAUGUGAAGCCGUCAAACAUUCUUCUUGAUCGAAAUGGUGCCAUCAAGUUGUGUGACUUUGGGAUCAGUGGGCAUCUUGUUGAUUCCAUAGCUAAGACUCGGGAUGCAGGAUGCAAACCUUAUAUGGCUCCUGAAAGAAUAGACCCAUCGUCAUGCCGGCAAGGUUAUGACAUCCGCUCAGAUGUGUGGAGUUUUGGGAUAACAAUGAUAGAGUUGUCUACUGGUGUCUUUCCGUACCCCAAGUGGAAUAGCGUGUUUGACCAGUUAUCACAAGUUGUCGAUGGGGACCCCCCACAGCUGUCCAACACCCCUGAGACGAUGAGGUCACCUGAGCUAUUAAAUUUCGUCAAUAUCUGCUUAUCUAAAGAAGUUGAAAAGAGGCCCAAGUAUAACGAGCUAUUGAACCACCAAUUUAUCCAGCUUUACCAAGAGCGCCCCGUAGACGUAGGGGCGUGGCUGCAGGAGGUUCUGGCGCUGGCGCCCGAAGACCCAGACUUCACAGAGCACUACCAACAGUAGCUCAAAUAUCUGUAUAAGCUAUCCGUCCAAAUGUGGACAAGCUUAGACAUUCGCCUAGAGCUGAGAUGGUUCUAUGGAGGUCUAGGGGCAUGUGGCCUGCCCGACUGCUGUGCCCCACGAAAGGACAUGAUUGGUCAAUAGGCGACUUGCACUUAGAAGUCACGAAAAAAUAAAAGCUUUCAAUAAAAAUAAGAAACUUUCUGGCUUAUUCGUUAGCGCUGAAUUAUUUGUUUUUGUUGUUAUUUUGCCGGUGCGCACUCAAGUUGCCACCCAAAACGUGAUUUCUUCAUGCUAUUCGCCUAUUUUCAUAAACUCCAUCUUGAUACAUUUGGGCAAACGUGAAAUGGUGCGGAUGGGAGAAGAGAGGAGACUGUGUUUCUCUAAGUAUCAGUCGACGCUUGAAAUCCUUGAUGUGUGCGAAUCAAAAUGCCCCUCGCUGCCAUAUCAGCACCCUUUCCCGUGUUUUUCAAGAAAAAAAACCCGUAAUAAAACUAUAGACAUUAAAAAAAAAA
Molecule: messenger RNA, 1858 nt
Organism: Nematostella vectensis (starlet sea anemone)
Lineage: Eukaryota; Metazoa; Cnidaria; Anthozoa; Actiniaria; Edwardsiidae
Product: dual specificity mitogen-activated protein kinase kinase 4
Exons: 12
Coding region: 222-1346 (374 amino acids)
Biological process (GO): MAPK cascade; protein phosphorylation
Molecular function (GO): JUN kinase kinase activity; ATP binding
Source: RefSeq, a predicted model, not a curated record